AUGUGGCCUACCAGUCAUUUCCAGCGCCCUGUUAAACUUUUGAAAUCGGAUCCUGCAUUUGAAACCUCUAUUAUCGCCCCUGCCAAUAAAAAGGCCCUAAAUCCCACAUUCUAUUUUGAUACCGCCAAACGCGCUAAAGUCUUCUGGCAGUAUGCUGUAACCUGCCACACUUUCUUUCGAGUCAAAGAACCCUCUAGUGCCUCUUCAAAUAGUGCUCUUACCUUCAACGCAGUCAACGGUGGAUUACAACCACCUCCAAUCUCCCUAACUUCCUCUCUCUCCCCCUCCGCCUCUUCAUCCUCCGGGUUUUCAAGGUUCUUCUUCCGAGGAAGUCGAUCUCGUCGGAGUAUGAGUGUUGGAUCUGGUGGCGGUGGUUUAGAACGCACAAUGUCAACCCUAAUGGCGCUACGCAGACGCUCCAAAAGCAUUGAGCGUGGAUUUUUCAGCAGGGGUGUGAGUCGACGAUUUAGUCGACGCCGAAGUUUUGCUCAUUCCGGAAGAACUCAUUCGGUGAAUAUUCUAAAUGCUUAUGAAUCUAGAGAUAGUUUGGGCAUGCAGAGUAUCCCCUCACUGUUGGAUGAAUCCCAGGCACAGAAAAAUGCCUCAACAGAUUUGGAGAGUCCUAUGACGCUGGAGGAGACUGCAGACCCACCUCUCAGGAAAUCUGUGGAUGAACAAAAUAAGAGUGAUCAGCCGUUUACAUCCAAGAAAUUUAGAGCUUCAGCACCAGCUUUAGCUAGGAAACAAGAAUAUUUGCCUUCUCAUGUUUUGAAUCUUGAUUCGAACAUUAACUCCACCAAUGCGGACAAUCUUAUAGCAUCAUCACCCAAUCAAAAGGCUAUAAUGAUAGCAUGGGUGUCACCUGUGGGUACCCUAGAGAAUCCUAUUGGAUAA
Messenger RNA from Rodentolepis nana, 894 nucleotides. NCBI's taxonomy places the organism in Eukaryota, Metazoa, Platyhelminthes, Cestoda, Cyclophyllidea, Hymenolepididae. The record is from the annotation of a GenBank genome assembly.